GUUUUGUUUUAUCUUUCCCCUUUUUUCUAAUCUUUUUUUUUGGAACCUGACUCAUCUUUUAGGGUUCAUUUUUCUUCCUCGGGUUGUUCCCCCAAGCCCUAGCCGCCGCCGCCGCCGUUUCGUAGCUCCGGUCGCAGCAAGAUACCAGGAUUUCAGCGAGGAAAAGGACGAAUCUUGGAGGUUUUCUCUCCGGAUCUUGUUCUGUAGUCUUCACUAACUAACAGGAGGAAAUAAUUUAGCCUUCCUGUUCUUGUUUAUGCCUUCAUAUGAUCUGUGGGCGCAAGGCCAGUCUAAUUUCGUCACCAUGCGUGUUUUCCCUUCGAUUUGCAACAGAAGUUUUGCUUUUGCUGCUAGUUCAAUUGAAGAACAUUGUAUUAGGAAGACUAGAUUUUUACUCUUAUGAAGAGGGCUGAUUAACCAGAUCGGGCUAACAAAUACUGAAUUAGGAGUUUACUGAACAACUAACUUGUAGACUGUUCCAAGACAUGCACUUACACUGUUGCUCAAAAAAAAAGAUAUGCACUCACACAUUCUAGUUGGGUGGGGAUUACAUAACAUAGACCAAGAGAAGAUGCAGCGUUUAUAUCCCUUUAUUUCAGUUCACGAACGAAUCCACAAAUAUUUGCCUGGAAAAUCAUAAUAUGUUGAUCUGCAUCAAGCUAUGUUAGUGGCUUAAAGAAAUGAGGCAAUGGGCAUUUGAGUUGUUUUCGUUUGUGAUACAAUUACGGUCUUCAUUCUGUUUCAUGAUCCAUAUCAGUUGUAUAUUUGUCAAAAUCCUGAUGUGAUGUAUGCUUAUUUCUCUGUUCAUUUACGCAUUUGUCCUGAUUAUGCCAUUUUAGAGAUCAAACUUAUUCCAUCAUAACCAAUAAACUUAGUUGGGCUGUGAGACAGACUAAACGAAUGAUGGCUUCACGAGGCACCAGUGCCGUGCUUUCAAGAGCUGCUCGGAUGAGGCAAAAGCUGCAGUCUGCCUUGGAGGCCAGUGCCCUAGAAAUUGAAGAUGUUUCUUACCAACACGCCGGGCAUGCAGCUGUCAAGGAUAAUGCAAACGAGACGCAUUUCAACAUCAAGGUAGUUUCACCAAAAUUUGAGGGGCAGAACCUUGUGAAGCGUCACAGGAUGGUUUAUGAUCUUCUGUCUGAUGAGCUGAACUCAGGUCUCCAUGCUAUCUCCAUUGUUGCAAAGACACCGAAAGAGUCUGGAUCCUGAUCGUCUAAUGUGUAAUAAGAUGGCCUAUGUUUCAAAAUAAAUCGAUUGUAGCAGUACCGUGUAACCAUGAAUUGGCUCCAAAACAAUGCCAUGGCAAUGCUGCUAUACUUAUGAAGAUCCUGUAUUCAGAUUAGACUGGGGCGCAGAAUUUGUGCCAAUUGUUGCGAUGGAAUAUCAAUUAUGGUCAGAUGCUGGGCAAAUUGCUUUUUCUCUGCGGUUGUGGAA
This is a messenger RNA of Panicum hallii, 1434 nucleotides long. Its product is annotated as protein BOLA1, chloroplastic. The coding region runs from base 901 to 1209 and encodes 102 amino acids. NCBI's taxonomy places the organism in Eukaryota, Viridiplantae, Streptophyta, Magnoliopsida, Poales, Poaceae. The transcript is spliced from 2 exons. The record is from RefSeq and is a predicted model, not a curated record.